This is a messenger RNA of Sinocyclocheilus grahami, 2174 nucleotides long. Its product is annotated as caM kinase-like vesicle-associated protein. The coding region runs from base 208 to 1161 and encodes 317 amino acids. The transcript has 8 exons. The record is from RefSeq and is a predicted model, not a curated record. Gene Ontology annotation, molecular function: ATP binding; protein kinase activity. Gene Ontology annotation, biological process: protein phosphorylation. Lineage: Eukaryota; Metazoa; Chordata; Actinopteri; Cypriniformes; Cyprinidae.
AUCUCCAUCACCCUCUACUGAGAAAAAACCCGCCGGCGCGAAACAGAUGGGACGGCAUCCGCGGAUUUUGCGACCGUUACAGUGCAGAGAAUAGCCGUCAAAACUUAACGGACACUGAAAAGAAGUUCAUUUUGUCCAGAAGACUUCUGGACUGAGAACUCGAGGACAUUUCACGUCUGUUCACGACUAGAAAAGGCAGGGUAGGCCAUGCCAUUCGGCUGUUUAAAACCUGGCGAGAAGAAGGACUACAACAGUCCAACAGAGAUCACAGACAAAUAUGAUCUGGGACAGACUGUUAAAUCGGAGGAGUUCUGUGAGAUCUUCAGGGCAAAGGAUAAGAACACACUGAAAAUGUACACCUGCAAAAAAUUCCUGAAGAAAGAUGGAAGAAAAGUGCGGAAGGCUGCCAAAAACGAGAUUCUCAUCCUAAAGAUGGUGAAACACCCCAACAUCCUCCAGCUGGUCGAUGUCUAUGAGACCCGGAAAGAGUACUAUCUUUUCCUUGAGCUGCUCUCCGGAAAUCCUCCAUUCUAUGAUGAAACAGAUGAUGAUGACUAUGAAAACCAUGACAAGAACCUCUUCCGGAAGAUUCUUGCUGGAGACUAUGAGUUUGACUCACCAUACUGGGAUGAAAUUUCAGACUCCGCUAAAAACUUAGUGUCACGUCUUAUGGAGGUGGACCAGGAUCAGAGAUUGACUGCACAAGAAGCCAUCAACCAUGAAUGGAUAUCUGGAAAUGCUGCUUCAGACAAGAACAUCAAGGAAAAUGUGUGUGCACAAAUCGAGAAGAACUUUGCUAAAGCUAAGUGGAAGAAAGCCGUACGGGUCACAACUAUGAUGAAGCGUCUCAGGGCACCAGAGCAUCAGACAGCAGCAGCCGUACCAGGUGCACCUAACCCUGCAGCAGGGGCUCAGGAAAACCCUCAAGCUCCAUCGGAGGCCUCCACAGCCCCAUCGAGUACCGCUGAAAGCAACUCGACAAGCACAGAAGCCCCUGCUGUGGAAGCUCCCAGUGCUGAAGCAAUGGCUGCCACUGACCAGCCACCAGUAGAGCCUGUUCUCCAUGCCCCAGCUCCCGAACAGCCUGAUCCAACAUCGCGAUGCAACGGAGAGGCUUUAGCCCCCCUGCCGUCAGACACAGGGGAGGAACAGAUGGGUUAAUAUCGCUACCUCUCUCCCACCUGUGUUUAGAUCCCGCACACUUGUAUAUAAGCAGCAAGCAUGCUAAUACUGAUCCCACAACUCAUAGCAUUAAUCUCAACAUGCUCUAUCAUGAGCCGACUUCUAAAACAUUUCCCAGCAAGCAUCUGUUUUCUAUUGAAUCACAAGCUAUGUGACAUGUAUCGAAGGCUCUGGCUACUUUAACUUUGCGUAAAAGAAGAAAAAAGCUGUUUUCUGCUUACAUUAAGCCAAGAUUGAAAACUUCAGCACUGAUCUGCAUACAUGUUUUAGGAUAGAUUAUCAAAGCAGGCCUCAUUUUAUAAAGUUACUUUUUUAUUUUUUUGCAUUGCAGUUAGUUAACGUCUGUCUUGAGCAGGUAGUCAGAGGAGCACAGAUACACAGCUUCAUGUGCAAUGUAAAGUUUCUGUAAAUAGCUUCCUAACCUCUAGAUUAGACGUAGCCAAGAACAGCAUGCUAUUUCAAAUCUGCUGUUUAUGACACUCAUGUCCAGGUAACUGACACAUUCAGCUUCAGCUUUAUGUGGAUGUUUCAUGUCUUGAUCAAACACUCAUGAAAUGUUGCCAUCAAUUUAUCUUGUCAUGGCAUUUUAAUGGUUGAGACAUGUGGCCCAAUAAAUGGAGCAGAUUAGGUAAACUUGAGAAAUACCUCAAAUCUGCUUGGUAGCUAGCCACAUGAACAGUGGAAAAACUCAUUUGUUCUUAUAAUGUAUUAUAUACUCUUUUCCAUACAUUGUACAUGUUUUGAGUAAUAUACCUGUCCAUUUUAAAAGUACACAGCCAUGCACAGUGAAAUGUGUUUUCAAUAGGAUUUCAUCUGAAGCAUAGAUGUACAUAAGUUACAGUGGUCAUACUUUGAGACUCUUUCAUUGGGUUGAAUAUUUACGCAGUCAUUAUAUUUUUUUCAUUGUACCUCCCUCUACUAAUCUAUAAUACAUUUGAAUAUAUUCUGAGAUAUUUAUUAGACUUAAACAUAAAAUUAUCAAAAUAUAAAUU